This is a messenger RNA of Daucus carota subsp. sativus, 3384 nucleotides long. RefSeq lists its product as uncharacterized. The coding region runs from base 164 to 3193 and encodes 1009 amino acids. The record is from RefSeq and is a predicted model, not a curated record. Gene Ontology annotation, molecular function: ATP binding; protein kinase activity. Gene Ontology annotation, biological process: protein phosphorylation. The transcript has 4 exons. Lineage: Eukaryota; Viridiplantae; Streptophyta; Magnoliopsida; Apiales; Apiaceae.
AUGCAAUGAAGGAAGCUGUUCCUAGAGUUGGUUAAUUCUUUGCAGUUGUUGGUGAAGUAUAGUGAAAGCUAGCUAGGGUUUAUAAAAAAUUAAGUGUGUCAAAUCGAUAAUAUUGAAGUAUAUUGGGCCAUCCAUCCAUUAUUUCAUAUCCAUUCAUCCAAAAAUGGGUGACACCAAAGGAGGAGACAACACAAAGAAACAACAUUUGACCACCACCACCACAUCAUCUUCUCCUCCCACUCAUCCCCAACAAGCAUCAGCAGCAGCAGCGCAAGAUUCAAGCACUGAUUCCAUUCCUCAUCAUCAUCAUCUAGUUGGAGUCAGUGGUUCACCCUUCCUCUCACCUCCUCCACCUCUUUACACUAAUAUUCCAGCUCAUGGAUCUGCCACAGUGCCUAGCUCAUUUGAUCAGAACCAGAUAGUGGUGAAUACUAAUCCCAAGAGACCAAGAUAUACUUCAGCUGGACAGUGGAAGCUCUUGCCUUCUCCAUCCCCAUCACAGAAACAAACAAACCUUCCUUAUCAGCAGGUGAAUAUUCCACUGGUGAUUAGCAAUGAGUCUACUCCCUCUCCUUCAAAUCAACCUCCCUCCACAAUACCACCACCGCCGCCGCCACCAGCGGCGGCGGCGGCUUCUUCUUCCGACACCGCGGCCUCAUCGCCAUCUCACCCGUCUCUUUCCGGCUCCCAAGAGUGUGCUAAUUUAUCAGAAGCUGGUGGAGAUGAACAGCUACUUCAGCAGCAGGAGCAGCGGUUGCAGAUGAGAAAAGGGAAAAUUGUGAGCCCUCCAUGGAAGCCUAAUGAGUCCCUGUGGCUCGCCAGGGCCUGGAGGAUUCAGUACGAAGGGGGGUCCACAAGUGCACCGCCACAAGAGGGGCAGGGUGGGUCAGGUCAACCGGCAACUGGGAGGUCAGCGACGAAGACACGGGCUGAGAAAGAUAAACAAGUCUCGGAAUAUCUAAAGAGCCAUGGGGUGAAUAGAGAUGCCAAGCAAGCAGGUACGAAAUGGGACAACAUGUUGGGCGACUACAGAAGGGUUUACAAGUGGGAGAGAUUCGGAGGGAGGGAUCAAACAGGCAGGAGUUUCUUCAGGCUUUCCUCUGUUGAAAGAAAAACUUAUAAUUUGCCCACUUCUUUCGACGAACAAGUUUACGAUGAAUUGUGCCAGUUCAUGGGUUCCCGAAUGAGAACUCUUAUUUCGAAUUCAAGACCUGGUGCAUUUGAUGAUCCCUGCCCUUCUCACUUGCUCCUUAGGUCCUUGCCUCCCCCUCCCAUUUUUCGCGAUGACAAUGACAUCCCUCUCACCGCAAGGGCUAAACAACUAGGGUUGACUAGUGGUGGUGAAGCAUUCGGGCAAGGAGGAAGAGGGAGUUUACUAGGAUAUGAUACUGGUUGCUCCUCAGAUGUGAUGUUAACGCCGUCUCGAGAGCUAAAGAGGAUAGGUAAAGUGAGAAUGAUAUGGGAAGAGUCUGUAAAUUUGUGGGGUGAAGAAGGGGAGCAUCACAGAGGGAGAGUGAAGGUGCAAGGACUGAGCUUCUUGAAUGCAGAUGAGUUAACAUAUUUAGAUGAUUCGAUGGUGGCAUGCACAUUAGAAACGUUUGAAGAUGCCACUCCUCUCAAAGGCUUCUCUGUGGAUAGGUUUCUUUCUGGUCAACAGAUUAAAGUCUUUGGCAGAAGAAACUCUUCCACCUCUGCUCCACCCAAUCCUGCUUCUUUUUCUGGUUUCCAUGACAGGAUGCAGCUUCCAUCUACAGAACCUUCUAUCAGAUCUAUUACUGCAUGGGAAUUUCAAGAUCCAACUGAGUAUUAUUUAGGGUGUCUGAAAAUUCCUCCAUCAACACUACCAAGUCUGGUUGAGCUAUCAUGGUACUUACAAGAGCCACCGGCAGAAGAGCUGCGGUUUCCAUUGCGAAAAGAUGUAUACAGAGACUUGCCUCAAGGAAAAGAACUCUUCUUCACCACCUCCAGUGAACUCCUGGAUUGUAGAGCAAUUAUGUAUGAAAUUCUGAGUCCAAUUAUUCGGUCAAACCCUAGUCUCACUGCUUCCACUAGAGACUCUUUUAUCGGCCUCUGGGAUGAUUGCAUCAAUCGCCUGAUCUCCAAAUUCUGUUCUUCAGAAAUGGUAUUUAUUCGAAAACCAUCUUCACAUUCAGCCGAGGAUCCAUUUCAAGACCAGUGGCCUAAUCUUACCGCUUUCAUGCGAAAUUUCUGUCUGUGGAGAGGGGAGGAGACUGAUCAAGUAAGGGAAGGUCAAGUUGAUCCAUCUAAUUCAAUUGUGGAAAAGCUUUCUUGGACUUACACGGACCUUCCUUACGUAUUAGGCUACUACGCAGUUGGCUACAUUGUUACAUUUUGCGCAUUCAGUCCAUCACAAGACGGCAAUAUUAUCCGAACAGAUAUUCACACUCUCGACUUGUCGACGCCCGCCGAAAGACUAAAAGCCCUAAUUCCAUGUUGGAGAAUUGCUGGGUUACUGUCUUUGUUAGCCGAGAGAUGCUUGUUUCACAUUAACAAAGGUGGGAAAAAUCCUAAGCUUUCGCCUUACAGUGACUUCGAAAGAAUCGAAUUGGGCAGCGGAAAUGUCGUCGAAAUGACACCGAAUACGGUCACUAAAUAUUUCUCGAACAAAAGAAAAUGGUGCGCGGUGAAAGAAAUCUACGAUUUUCUGGACCAACGAAUCCCCCACUCCGAAAUUAUAUUCCGAGAUUCUGAAAAAGACUUGGCUCUCACAUUCAAGCCGCGAGGCUGCAAAUUCAAGCCAAAGAAUCUAGAUCAACUCGUCGACGCAUUAAAAUGCGUGACAGAAGCAUUAGUUGCACUCCACGACUUAUCUUUCAUGCACCGAGACCUGGAUUGGGACAAAGUGGUCAUGCGAAGAAGCAGCGAAAAUAUAGAGUGGUUCCUGACGGGGUUCGAGGAGGCGGUGGGAGCGCCGCAGAUCUACCCACAUGCAGCGGCGAGUGGGAAGCACGCUCCGGAGAUGGGAAGGGGCAUGCAUGGGGUGAAAGUUGAUGUAUGGGGAGUGGGGAUGCUGGUGAAGAGCAGUGGAGUCGCGAGUAUUCCAAAGCUACUGAGAGAGUUGCAGAACAGGUGUUUGGACCCGAACCCCGAGCAGCGUCCAACGGCGGCGGACUGCUACCACCACCUGCUGCAGCUACACUCUUCAAUGCCACCGAGUACAACGUUUGAUUGAAGUCUAUAUAUAUUUCUGACUCACUCACAGGAUUUGAUUAUUAUUAUUAUCAGAGUUAACUGGCGAGAAGUAUUAUUUUGUUUGACAAAAAAUAUAUUAUUGGAGGUUGUGUUGUAACAUCUCACUGAAGUUACUUAUUUGCUGGGGGUCAUUGCUAUUUUUGAAGAGGUGUGUACGUACUUUUUCAGAAC